GUCGGUGAACGGCUCGAGGGUCGAGACCGGACCGGACGUUGCCUCAAAAUUGAGCAGUUUGUUCGCCGGACUUCCUAGUCUGGCGAGUCCUCAACGCCUCGCCAGUUCCCUCAGGCAGAAAUUCGCCAAUAACUCUGGUUACCCCCGGCCCGGCCUGAUGCGCGCCGCCCAAAUCGCGACGAUUUCUUCGUCACGAUCACUCCCAAGGUCGCAUCAAGUGAUCGCGAUUAGUUGCUCUCGCUAGACCCUGGAAGCCAUUGCUGAUCUAUUAAAGGCGGAUAUCUAAAGCAACCACCAUGACGACGAUACCGAUACUCAACAUUGAGUUCAGCGAGCUCAAGGAGAUCGUGUGGACCAAGUUGCAGGAACCGAAAGCUCAACGGAAGCUAGUUCUGAUUAUCGUGUCGAUAGCUCUGUUACUCGAUAACAUGCUGUAUAUGGUGAUAGUGCCGAUCAUACCUGAUUAUCUCAAGUACAUCGGUGCGUUUGGGGACGUGGAGGAAGAGGUGAACGCAACGGGGCCGCCUUCUCAUCACGGUCAAGAUUCAGCCACAGGAGUGUUGUUUGCAUCAAAAGCUAUCGUUCAACUAAUGGUGAAUCCAUUUUCUGGCGCUCUCAUAGACAGAAUCGGUUACGAUAUACCCAUGAUGAUAGGACUUUGUAUAAUGUUCCUGUCGACGGCUGUUUUCGCUUGCGGCCGAAGCUACGGUGUCCUAUUCUUCGCCAGAAGUCUGCAGGGAGUGGGUUCGGCGUUUGCGGAUACCAGUGGCUUGGCUAUGAUAGCGGAUCGUUACACGGAAGAGUCAGAACGCUCGAAAGCCCUUGGUAUCGCGUUAGCCUUCAUUAGUUUCGGGUGUCUGGUAGCUCCACCCUUUGGCGGGGCUCUCUAUCAAUUCGCGGGCAAAGAGGUGCCCUUUCUAAUACUCGCUUUCAUCAGUCUAGCAGACGGAAUAAUGCUUUUAUUGGUAAUGAAGCCGCUAAAAGAACAAGUGAAAGACAGCCAAAAGGAACAUAAACAAAUGAUACCGAUCUGGCGGCUGCUCAUAGAUCCUUACAUCGCUGUAUGCGCGGGCGCUCUGAUGAUGUCCAACGUCGCUUUGGCCUUUCUGGAACCCACUAUUUCGUUAUGGAUGGAGGAUAACAUAACUCGUGACAACUGGAAAAUGGGAAUGAUUUGGUUACCCGCGUUCUUCCCUCACGUGUUCGGCGUCGUGAUAACCGUUAAGAUGGCCAAACAGUAUCCUCAACAUCAAUGGCUGAUGGCUGCUUCUGGUCUCGCGUUGGAAGGCCUAUGUUGCUUCAUAAUACCAUUCUGUAGAUCCUACUGGGUUCUUAUGAUUCCACUCUGCGGAAUUUGUUUCGGUAUAGCUCUCAUCGACACUGCAUUGUUGCCAACUCUGGGUUACUUGGUGGACGUGAGAUACGUCUCCGUAUAUGGUAGCAUCUACGCUAUAGCUGACAUCUCGUAUAGCGUGGCAUAUGCGGUGGGACCUAUCAUAGCCGGUGGUGUCGUAGAGGCGAUCGGUUUCACAGCUUUAAAUAUCGGCAUAGCUCUCUCCAAUCUAAUGUACGCACCUGUACUCAUGUACCUGAGACACAUCUACGACUUCAAACCGUUCCAGGACGAGGCGGACGUUCUCAUGCAAAAUCCACCCGACAAGGAGUACCAGACGUACGUGUUGCAAGAGCAGAGGCCGCUCUCCGGCGAAGUAGGCAAUCAUCUGAAUCAAACGCGUAUGGAGACGAACGUAGAUCAAGGUUACGAUCAAAAUUACCAAACUGGACAGACUUACGAUCAGAGUGGAUACGGGCAGAAUAUUAAUACCUCCGGAUACACUCAAGCUCCUACAGGUUACGAACAGCCACCUAUGUACGAGCAACCAGCUAAUUACGGCCAACAGCCUAUGGGUUACGCCCAACAGAGACCUUACGGACAAGAGCCGCAGGCAGCAGGUCAAGUAGAUGUGAAUCCAUUCAGGAGACCUCCUAACAUCGAUCAGAAGCCUUCCGGCGAUAGCAAUCCAUUCAGACAAGGAAUGUAUUAAUAUGGUCGACGAGGCUGCGUAGUUUAUCGGGUAUUCGUGAUCGUUCACCAUCGAAUCUACAGGCUACUUUCGCGUCACGUCACGAAUAUCGCGAAAUAGUCUUCGAGAUAGGCUUCCAAUUGUCAAGAAUGUUAGCUGUCGCACGCGUAUCGACGAUCUUCUGCGAAUUAUGGCGAUCGCAACGUUCGUUCUCUUUCGGUGAUUUCACCAAGUGCAUCGACGUCUCGUCAUCUUGUGGUUACGAAUUAUCGAAGGGGGCCGUGUCGACUUCCAGAACGAUGAUUACUUCGAGAUGUUUCGGAGCUAUAUCUCUAGAAAGUACACUGCGGAGUUCUAUGCUCGCAUAAUAUUCGACGAUGGUCUUGGGAUCAUUCGCAGUGGUAGUGUCGGGAAAUUUAAAUCGGUCUUACGGAUCAGUAUUUUUUAUUCGAGAGGCGAUCGUUUCUUCGACGAAACUAGAUGCGAAGGAAACGAUGAUGAAAUUACGAAAAAAGUAGUGUUUAUAAAUCGUGAAGGGUAAUCGUGUGAUUGGUACUUGACAUAUCAGUUGCCAUUAACUCGAUGACUGUUCCUCAGGUUUAGUAUUUUACAAUUCGUUUUACCAUCUUUUCUCUGCCUUUUGAUUUACACUUUCUUUUUUAAACUUUAUUCUAUGUAAAGUUUCAGUAGUUCAGUAAAUUCAUUUGGGUGCUUAUUAAAUGAAUAUUAGGAAAUUAAUAAAAAUAUUUGUAACAAGAAUUAAUUUGAAACUUAACGUAGUGUAAUUUUCUAUACGUGUAGUAAUUAAUAAUAUCAGUAUGAAAUUUAAAUAAUUUUAAAUUUACUUAUAAUUAACACGAGACAUAUGAAACUUGCCGCGUAUUUUAAGCAUAAUCUAAUAGAUAUUUUUGAAAUUAUGAGUUAUAUUAUUAAUACAUCGUAAACAACAGUCAUCGUGUUGACAGCGAAAAAUAUAAAUCGAAUACCAUAAAAUCAGGUUUCCUAAACAUAUCCGAUUCUAUAUGACAAGUAAAAGCAGCUAGAAUGUAGUGAAACAAAGUCGUCACUUUCAAUUGCAACGUGCAAAAGUCGAAACGUUUAGAAUGACAAAUUCCUACCGAAAGUGGCCAGCGAAAAAUUAAGAGAGAACAGAGGAGAAAGGCAUGAUCCAAGAAGAUGGAGAAUCACAUUCGUCCACAUCUCGUGGGCCGAGUUGAAAAGAAGAACAUAAUCGCAACGGAGGCUUCCCCUCAACAAGGACCUUUGCUCGCGAAUUGCCACGAACAUCGGCAAAUCCUCAGUUUUUAUUCGUUUCGUUUGCAUUUCAUUGUUGAACCGAAGUAUCAUAUCACUAAUUAAGGCGUCAAACUAGUAAUUAUCGAAGCUUUCAUGUAGGUAAUUGUAUAGAUAAUGUGUACGGUAAGAAAGAAGUAAGUUUUUUUUAGCCGUGAUGUAUAAUGAUAUUGGCAAAGUACGUUACGACUGUUACAACGCGUAAUAACAUAUCAUUAUUCUUUGAUUUUAUUUAUUAUCAGUAACAAUUAAGUAUUUCAUUAGUGUUGUUUUAAUUUUUAUUAAUUAAAAUUCACGAAUUAAAACGUUGAACGUAGAACAAACGAAUACUAAGGAAUAUUGAGUUGGAUGAUAUUAGUUGGAUCGCGUCGAAGCAUCGGAACGUUAAAUUCGCUGAUUAAUCAUUAAUGGUAAAGAUCCGAAAUUUUAUACAAUUUGAUAUUUAUAAUUUACAAUUUAACGAACAUCAAAAAGACUCUAAUUAGUUAGUUGAGUUAGCAGUUUUUUAGUACUUUGUCAACAGUAUUGAUAGGGCAAUUAUAUCUCAAGAGUGAAGUAAUAUUGGAUGCUACAUAUCUGUAUUUUCAUGAGCUUAGUUUUGUAUGUAGAAACACUUCCGUUCGAAUCUCGUUCGUUUGAUUCGUCGUGGAAAAUCGUGCAAUAUUUAGAUAAUACGUAGUCCUACAUUCCCAUGCAUAUUAUGUAUAUAUAUAUAUAUAUAUACACACGCGUAUUUAACUACUAUCGUAUGCCAGCGGCUCGCACGUAAAGCUUUACGAGUCCUUCGAAAUUCUUUUACCGAGACACUUAAAUUCUUUUUUAUUCUCAUCCGCCAUUAGGCCAAACGAAGGUUAUUGGGCUGUUCGGAAAGUUCGUAGUAUUUUUAUUAGCUAACACGUAUCAGAUGAUGAAGUACUGGUCUUUGGUUGGACAUGAAACUUCACUUUUUGCGAAGUUUUCUAUUUCAUGAACCAGAUACAUAAUUAAGAUUAAUAUCUUAAGAAACAAAUGACUUAUUUUCAUGAAUUUAUUUAACAGAAAGAGAAUGUUAAAAGAUAAUAUUUGAAAUUAUCGUUCUUUUUCCACAUUUCGAAUUAUGGAGUCGAUCAGUUUGGCUUCUGACAGGUUCAUAUACGAAGAGCAAGUGAGAAAUUUUGGAUCUUAGUUAAAAUGUUCAUUUCUACCUCUCUCAUUCGCCAAAUAUGGUGUGAUUCCAUUUUUACAAAACUAAUACAAUAGUAAUACAAAAUACUACUACAUACUAAUACAUACUAAUACUAAUACUGAUAAAAUACCAGUUGUGUAAAAAUACAUAUCCUUCAAAUGUUUCUUAAUCUUCGCUACAAAUCUUUCGAACAACCUAAUACAUUUUCGGAUAUCUAUCUUUUAAUAGGUAAAAUCCAUUUGCUUCCGUUUUCACACGUCGAUCAAUCUCAGACAGAAAAUCUCGCAUUUCCCAUUUAUUUGUUAAAAAAGAAAAGAAAAAGAAACAAACGCUCGGGGUUGCUAUCUUAAGUUAGAUCGGUUUCUAGGAAGCAGUGGCGAGGAGGCGGGUGUUUUAGAGGCUCGUUAAAUUUUACGUUCGUGUCCAUCGCAUGUUCGUACCUACUCGUCAAUACUCAGAGACGUCGCGAGAAAACGAACGUACAUAGAAACGACGUGUCGUCGAUGACAAUGCGCGCAAUUCGAAAAUGAUUCGACGAUUUCCAGUCGAAAUCAAGGUCACGACGACCGACAGCCCGAGGAUUCGAAGCGCGUUCACGACAAAAAUACUAACUAAAUACUAAAUACUAAAUAUUUAGCGAUUUGUCAUUGUAUACUGUAAUACUGUCGAUAUGAGAUUUCGUAAAAUUGCAUGAAACAAUUUGAUCGUGACCACAUUAUGACUUUAGUAUGUAACGUCGAUGUCGUUUAACCGGUGCACUUCGUUUCUUCUGUCCUUCACUUCGACCUCGCAGCAUUAACACUUCGUCGCUAAUAGACACGACGUACUACGAGGGCAAAGGGAAGUACAGAAGAACGAAGUACACCGAUCGAACGAUAUUGGCGCUACGUACUGAAGUCACAAUAUGGCCGCGAUCUAGCUUCUCACAUGGUUUCACGGAAUCUCGUGUCAAUGGUAUGCAUGUCAGUGGCGAUGCCUCGUCGAGGAACCGUGGUCGAGUCGUCAAUCCGCUUCUCGUUCGUCGCGUCCUUUCAAUUAAUCGUCGUGAGUGCUUUGAGUUUACAGUGCCUGAACUUUCAAGUUUUUACCUUCUCUCCCGUUGUUGUGAAAUUCGUAACGCAGAACCAUACCUAAAUCUCCCGACUUCGAUGAUUACGUAUACUCGAGUCAAAGCAGCAUAGAAACUUUAGAUACGUACAUAUAUUUACAUUUACGCCAUAGGCGGUCGCAGUUUUCGUAUUUUUUGUUCCGUAGUUGAGACGAAAGUUCUAUCUCGUGAUAAUAAAAUGAUUAUACAUAUAUACACAUACAUAUAUAAAUACAUAGUAUAUAUACAUAUAUUCGGACACAUUCCUAGCAGACCUACGUUUUACGAAAUAUAACGUGUUAUGCAUCAACCUAGGCAUUCCCAUGAGUAAAAUAAGAAAAUAUAAACAUUGUUAUCUAGAAAUACGGGUGAGUGAAAUGAUACUAAUAAACCGGUACAAAGAUAUAUUGGUUUUUCAGAUGUAUUGAUUAAGGAACUAAUAACUUCCUCGAGUAAUAAAUAUUUUAUUUAUAACAUGAUUUAUAACAAUCAAUUACGAUCGAUUAUAAUUGAUUACACUACGAAUAUUUCUACGAUGAAAUAUUUCAGUACUGAUAGUAGUAUUCAUAACGUAAUAUUUUCAUAAUCUGCGCGUUAAAAGGGAUCGACAGAUAUAUAACCUGUCAUAUUUUGUAACACGUAGCUUUGUUAGGAACAUGCCUAUACUCGCAUUGAUAAUUUCGUUUCUAUGAGCUGGCCUCUAUUAUUAACGAUAUUAGCGUAACGGUCGAUGAAAUAACGUGUCGCUUGCCGAUGGUUAUCAAUGAGCGAUGAAUGAUCGAUUCUCGAGAGAAAUCGUUGUGUCGUGAUUUACAUAGAUAGCAUUCUCACUUAAGUUCGUUUGAGAAAAGUUCAAAGUCUUUGUUUGGUCCUUUAGAAUUGGUUGACUAUUGUAGACUUUGCUACGGUGAUAUGUACAUAUGUUGCAGUUGUUGCGACUUUCUGAAGGUCGCAACAAUAGAGUUUGUUGUGGUGAAGUGUCGGAAUAUUGUCCCUUGAGUUAGAUAUAAAGAAUAAUGGUAGUGCAUUAUUAUACUUGGUAAUGUUUAGGAAUAUAGAGACGACAUCUGUUCUUCUUUUAUCAGAUAUAUUGCGCAAGGACUUAUAACAGAGAGGAUCGUCGUCCAUGUUUGUCUUUCUCAAGAAUUUCUGUUCAAUAUAUUUCAAUAUCCUCUUCAACAAAAUAUUCAUUGCAUUACAUAGUUCUUAUAAGUGUACCUGCAAUUAUAUCGCAGAAGAAAUACUUCUAGUUAAAUCAUGAAGUCGUAGAGAUCGUGACAGAGGAUUUUAAAAAAGCAGUUAUUUUUCAUUCGACGAUAAGUCAAAACAUAGAUCAUAAUAUAUGUAUUAUCAUAUUUCAUAAUAUCGAUUCUACCGUGUUGUGAGUUCAACUUCUAACUAUUAGAACGGUCUAGUAUCUAAAAGGUGGUAAAAUUUGACAAGGGUUGUUUUCGUUAUUGUUUUGAUAAGCUUCACAAUUUAUUACACAGUUUAAUUCUUUAUUAUUGUUUUAUUAAGUUUUGAUAUUGUAACAUAUAAAUUACUUUGCAUUUGUAUAUUUCAUAUUCCAUAUUAGCAUAUUCUGUGUUUAAUCUGUUGCGUAUUGCGGCUAUACAACGAAUUUUUCUCCUAUUUUCGCUAAAUUUGUACAGUAGUCUAGUGAGAAUUCACGGGACAAAAUUCUGCUACUUCGCACCGCUCGUUUUCUGCGUGCAUUAUAAUUUAAAUUAUUAUACCGAAGUUAUAUAAUAUUAUAUCGUAUUGUGUACGUAUUAUGUAUAUAUAUAUAACAUAUAAUAUUAUAUAGGAGAUAUCUAAAAUAUAUUGUACAAGUAAAACAUGUUCUAUACAUAUAAUCCUAUAUACAUAGAAGAUGAUCGGUGAUAUCCCUUUUUUUCGUAAAACGGAUUCGCGUUGUCGAAAGCAAACGAUAACUGUCGUGCAUGGCGUUGCGCGUACCUACAUCGCAAAAUUCUAUCACAGUUAUAUAUACGUAUACGUAAAUAAUAUAACAUUUACGUAUAGGCGCGUAACACACGUACUCGUAGCUUCUUUCCUUUCUUGUAAAUACGUUACACGUGCGCGAAUAUAUUAAAAAGAGAAAAGAAAAAAAGAUGAUAUUAUAGCAAUCUCCCUCCCUUUUUCCAUGCGAGGGAGUAUAUACUGCGUAUAUGUAUAUCUCGCCUAUAUGUAUUAUAUCGUUUGUGUGUGUUGAUGGCGCGAGGGCGAGUGAUCUAAAUGCAAAGAAGAACACGAAGGAAGAAAUAUCAAACAGAAAUGAAAAGAAAAUGUCGGGUGCGACUGUGUCUGUUAGGUGAACGGGCAAAGGUCAUUGCGUAGAACAGCGCGGAUAGGCAUUUAGGUUGCUCGCGAUAUUUUUCUCAAUUUCGCGUGUUCAUUACCUACCUAUUAUCGCGCGGUAUCGCAUAAAACGGAUAAAAAAAACUCGAACAUUAGUAGAACUACGUACACGUCUUAACCGUAAAUUAAGAAGGCCGUCGCGUUGCAAACGUUGGAUUGAUGCAAAAUUAAUGGGAGUUUCUAUUUUUUAAUAGUUUCAUUUUUCUUUUUUUUUUUUUUUUUUUAGAGAGAGAAAUUUAAAGAAAAAGUAAUGUUUUAUAAUCGUUCUUCAAUUUUGAAAAGAUUUUGGUAUAUCUGGAAUUUAAUACACUUUGUAUUAGUUUGGAAAGAUUUGGUGUAUCAAGCUGGCGAGGAUUUCUGUUUUUUAAUUUGAACACAUUUGCACGCCUAUACCUUGAAACAGUGUAACGAAUCUGUUGAUUAGUAUCAAAUCGAUGUAUAUUUGCUCAAAGUUGAGGUUUUUUCAAAUUUCAAUCUCAACCACGUGGUGCAGCUUAACGUAAUUAUAGAAGGUACAAUAUUAUCCAAAAUAUCUUGUACAUGCGAAAACUUCUAUUAUCCUUGCGUCAAUCUGUUCUAAUCUGUCCUUGAGUAAUACACUUUGAGACUGUUUAAACGAACACAAAGGAAGAAAAGAAAAGUAGUGUCAGGGUUCCGAUACACCAGCACUUCUGGUGUGUAUAUACAUACACCGAAGCUAAACGCACGUGCACACACUAACGAGUAUAUAUACACGAAUAUAUUUGGCGGUACACGGUACAUGAGUCUAAUAACAUCGUACACAGAAGAAAAACAAAGAUACACAGUUGGAUUGAUGACGUACACAGCGAAACACACAUGUAUGUAUGUAUGUAUAUUUAAAGGAAUCAAGUGUCGAACUGCGUAUGUACUUGAAACCUAUGAUAUUGUAAUGUUGUUGAACCGGUUAUUAAAGAUGUCAUUGUUACCAAAGAA
Bombus terrestris (buff-tailed bumblebee) is the source of this 8884-nucleotide messenger RNA. RefSeq names its product vesicular acetylcholine transporter (gene VAChT). Gene Ontology annotation, biological process: xenobiotic transport; acetylcholine biosynthetic process; transmembrane transport. The transcript is spliced from 2 exons. Gene Ontology annotation, molecular function: xenobiotic transmembrane transporter activity; acetylcholine transmembrane transporter activity; choline O-acetyltransferase activity. The coding region runs from base 297 to 2045 and encodes 582 amino acids. Lineage: Eukaryota; Metazoa; Arthropoda; Insecta; Hymenoptera; Apidae. The record is from RefSeq and is a predicted model, not a curated record. Gene Ontology annotation, cellular component: cytoplasm; membrane; AP-2 adaptor complex.